Molecule: messenger RNA, 556 nt
Organism: Helianthus annuus (common sunflower)
Lineage: Eukaryota; Viridiplantae; Streptophyta; Magnoliopsida; Asterales; Asteraceae
Product: heavy metal-associated isoprenylated plant protein 43
Exons: 2
Coding region: 43-465 (140 amino acids)
Molecular function (GO): metal ion binding
Source: RefSeq, a predicted model, not a curated record
AUAUAAAGAGGGUGAGUGCCUGUGUGUGUUUUUGAAGGCCAUAUGGUGCAAAGAACUGUUUUGAAGGUGCAAUUAUCAGGCGAGAAAAGCAAGAAGAAGAUCCUUAGAGCAGUUUCUGGACUUCCGGGUGUAGAUCAUAUUGAAAUUGAUGGAACCAAAGGAACGUUGACGGUAACGGGAGAUGCGGAUCCUUAUGAGAUAAUAUUACGAACAAAGAAAUCCGGAAAAUUUAUUGAAGUGGUGACUGUUGGACCUCCGCCAGCACCUCCAAAGAAGCCCGAAGAAAAGAAACCCGAAGAGAAGAAGCCACCAGAGAAAAAACCUGAAGAGAAGAAACCACCAGAGAAAAAACCCGAAGAGAAGAAGCCUGACCAAAAUUUCCAUAUUCAUCCUUAUAAUAUCCCCUAUCCACAAGAUUGUGUUAUUUGUCAACAAAUGGCCAUGGUUCAUAUGAACCGGUGGUAGAAACCGGAUUCCCCUUGUGCAAUUAUGUAUGUAAUAUACUCGUGAAGACUAUUAUUCAAAUAUAAAAUUAAACAAUCAUAUUGUCAUUUUA